Messenger RNA from Peromyscus leucopus (white-footed mouse), 3808 nucleotides. It is a transcript of the gene Klhdc1, whose product is annotated as kelch domain containing 1. The transcript has 13 exons. NCBI's taxonomy places the organism in Eukaryota, Metazoa, Chordata, Mammalia, Rodentia, Cricetidae. The coding region runs from base 88 to 1308 and encodes 406 amino acids. The record is from RefSeq and is a predicted model, not a curated record. Gene Ontology annotation, molecular function: protein binding.
CGCCUCCGCCAAUCUGGACCCUCCUCGCGUUCCGUUCGUGCGUGCGCCGAGCCGGCGCCGCCGAGCUGGCUGGGCCGCGGAGGGCGGAUGGCGGACUCGCAGGCGUUCUGCGUGGCCGAGGAGCGCAGCGGCCACUGCGCCGUGGUGGACGGACACUUCCUCUACGUGUGGGGGGGCUACGUGUCUAUUGAAGACAAUGAGGUAUAUUUGCCGAAUGAUGAAAUUUGGACCUAUGAUAUUGAUAGUGGACUGUGGAAAAUGCACCCAAUGGAAGGAGAGCUCCCCACCUCCAUGUCAGGAAGCUGUGGGGCUUGUAUCAACGGCAGGCUGUAUGUUUUUGGAGGAUAUGAUGACAAAGGAUACAGCAACCGACUUUACGUUGUCAAUUUACGAACAAGAGAUGGAACUUAUAUCUGGGAAAAAAUCACCAAGUUUGAUGGACAGCCACCCACACCACGUGACAAGCUUUCCUGCUGGGUGUAUAAGGACAGAUUAAUAUAUUUUGGUGGUUAUGGGUACAGGAGGCACAAUGAACUUCAAGACUGUUUUGAUGUCCAUGAUGCAUCUUGGGAAGGGCAGAUAUUCUGGGGCUGGCACAACGAUGUCCAUGUGUUUGACACAAAGACAAGGACUUGGUCUCAACCAGAAAUUAAAGGUGGAGUUCCGCCACAGCCACGAGCCGCGCAUUCAUGUGCAGUUCUGGGAAAUAAGGGGUAUAUCUUUGGUGGACGCGUCUUGCAAACUAGGAUGAAUGACUUGCACUAUCUAAACUUAGACACCUGGACUUGGUCUGGAAGGAUUUCUGUUCAUGGAGAAAGCCCCAAACAUCGGUCAUGGCACACGCUAACAGCCAUAGCUGAGGAUAAGCUUUUCCUAUUUGGCGGACUAAGUGCAGAUAAUAUCCCACUAAGUGAUGGCUGGAUUCAUAAUAUUGUAACAAACUGUUGGAAACAACUUAGACAUUUACCUUACACCAGGCCCAGGUUAUGGCACACAGCCUGUUUGGGAAAAGAAAACGAAAUAAUGGUAUUUGGUGGGAGCAAAGAUAACUUACUUUUCCUGGAUACAGGUCACUGUAACGAUUUAUUGAUCUUUCAAACACAACCCUACUCACUGCUCAGGUCAUGUCUUGACUGCAUUGGGAAAAAUGCCAUUGUUUUAAAAAGUCAAAUAUCUUUAUUACCUCCUAAACUUCUGCAGCAAGUUCUCAAAAAAAUAACAUUUUGGACUGCAGCCAAUUACCGAAAAGAGCAAAGAGUCCUAAAAGAAGAAACAGAAAACAAGGACCAAUGGAUCAGUAGCCACUGAAUUGCUCUAGGUCCAGUAUGGCAAAGCGUUUUAAUCAGACUACACAUUUGACUCUCCUCUCCAGCCACAGGCUUUAUUUAAAGGAUAAAAUUUGAAACAAAUGUUUUGCUAAUGCGAUUACAUGAUAUAGGAUAUAUGGAAACAAGAUGUAAUUGAAGAUUUAUCUGUGUAUUUGUAAACUGAUUUACUUGUAAAAGACAGAAUAAGUAUUCUUUCUAGAAAUAAGUACAGUAACAACAGUUCUUAACUCAAUGUCUACUCUUCUGGAAAGAUUAUGUAAAUUUGAAAAACAGAAAUUACCUUAAAAUCUUCAGAAAUCCUCUAACACAACUGUAGAUGUAGAUAUAAAAAUACUCAUUAACUUCCAUUACUUUAAGAUCACCCAAGUGUCUCCUUAAAUAGCAUAGUUAGAGCCUUCCAUCCCAUGUUGAGCAGGGAAACAUAUUUAGAUAGUUCUGGCUCCACUCCCUAGGACCACGUGGGUGGAGAUUGGUUUGUCUCACAGGCUUUGAAAUAUUGGGGUGUGCGAUAUGUGUAGCUUUUGAGACAUGGUACAAUACACAUUGCCUUGGAAAAGGGUUUCUGAAGUAAUAUUUGCAAGUAAUGUGGAUGAUAACCUGGUGUUUUGGCCUCUCUAAUCCCUCAUUUGAGUUACGCUGCUCUACAGAGUUGAUGCUCUCGACGAUGACAAGUCCUCACUCUCCACAUCAUUUACCCAGGAACGGGAGACUAUACUGUUACAUUCCUCAAAAUGGUACUUUGGCCAUUUGGGGACUUUUUUCUGCAUAUGCUCACUCAGUCUUGUCCUCCCAUUGACAUACUUGUUAUGGUUAAUCACUAAGGGGUUCAACAUAUGACACAGCUCCUGUGACCGUCACCUCCUAAGUUACCCCUGAACUUUCAAAGGCUGUGAGGAUGCAUUUCUGUAUUGUAUAUAAUUUACAGUGAAAACUGUAGUUUUUCUUUAAACUGUAGAUAUGUUUUAUACAUGCUGUAUUUUGGAUGUGUAAAGCUUCUAUUUAUGUAUUAGAACAGUUUGUGUUUACAUUUUAUUUAUUGAACACAGUAUGUAGAAUUAUUGCCUCACAGUUUGGUCAGUGGGAACCAGUCAGAGUCCAUUUCGGUGUGGGGCUGGCAACCUGGCUCAGGAUGUAAGAGGGCUUUGCCACACAAGCCUGGUGGCCAAUAAAAGGUGAGAGGAGAGAACUAAUGCCAUAACGGUUGCUCUCUGACCUGCACAUGUGUGCCGUGGCUCAUGUGCUCAAACAUAUAAUGCACACACACACAAUAUCAAAUAAAAAUAAAAACUUCCAGUGUGAAUUUUUUUCUUACCAUUUUAGUCUACAUAACAGACUUGGAAAGUGAUUUUUACAAAUAAUAUACUUCUUAGGGGAAGUUAUUAUUAUGACCUUAAAUAUCAGCAUUAAUUAAUAAUGUCAUAAUAAUUAAGACAUAAAAAACUAGAGAGCCCACAGAAAGGCGGAACACUAUGGCACAGAAGAUAUGAGACACGGGCAGAUCCUCUAUACCUCACUGCAGGCAGGGAACAGCAGGGACUGGGGCUCCAUGCCACAUUCAGAAGCACACCCCACUGACAUUCUCCUGACAGGUCCCACCUCCGGUGUCCACAGAUGCCCACAAUAUCACCACCAUCUGAGGACCAAGUGUUUCAUUCAUGACCCCGUGUGGAGCUUUCAUUUCCAAACCAUAAUAUUUUAUCCUUAGCCCCACAGGCUCAUGGGCAUCACGUGUAUUCAGUUUAUCACCUAGAGUCUUAACAAUGCCAAGACCCUUGAGAAAGCCCAGCCUAGAGUCUCUGAGACUCGUCACCUGGCUUUAGGGAUGUCAGCACCAUCCCUGUGGAUCUAGCUGACAGCAGAGGAGACAGAAUCCUGGACCUGGACUCUGAGCGUGCCUGGCUUCUGGGGCGUCCCUGUGCCAUACCUUGGAAUCUUCUAGCAGGAUCAGUCAGAGGAUGACAGACCCUGAGGCAGAACACCUGGUUGCCUCCUGAGAACAGGUGCUGAUCUUUCAGGUUGACCAGGACUGAUACUUGUUAGGAUAGAGUGGUGACUUUCAUCAGUCAUUGAACGAUGAGUGACCUGUGGUCAAUUCAUUUUGAACUGACUUCAUGAGUGUGGUGGUUUGAAUGAGAAAGACCCCCAUAGGAACGGCACUAUGGGAAGUGUGGACUCUUUGGAGGAAGUGUGUCACUGGGGAUGGGCUUUGAGGUCUCAGAAGCUCAAGGCAAGCCCACUCCCACCCUCCGCCCAUGACCCUGGGCUAUUCGGCCCAAAGGAGGCUGUGCUUCCUGCUGUUGUACAUUGUAAGUGACCUCUGAUAAGCAGCUGGAGCAGGGUCACAUGCCUCUUCUCCCUGCUCCUGCCUGCGAGGUGGAUUUGCUCCCAGUCAGAUCAGAGGACGACUUCUGCUGUCUACUCCGUUCUGUAACGGUGAGUGUAUUUCCUCAAUUUAUAUCUUCAUAAAUUCUGUCAUCCAU